GCUCUCCUUGGCUUGCCUUCAUGACUCUGGGUAUGAAAAGGACUCGGCUGGUUGCGGGUCGCUUACUCGCCCCUCGUCCUUUGCCUGAUCUGCUGCUGCCCAUCAGGAGGAACAGAAGGACCAGAAACCAGCAUGUCGGACCAGUCGACAUUUGACACUGACGUAUGGACCCUGACCCGGUUCGUCAUUGAGACCGGACGCCAGGCAAAGGGGGCGACCGGUGAGCUGACCCAGCUCAUUAACGCCAUGCUGACCGCCAUCAAAGCCAUUUCUUGUGCUGUGCGAAAGGCAGGCCUGGUCCACCUGCAGGGCUUGGCGGGCUCUGUGAAUGUGACGGGGGACGAUGUGAAGAAGCUGGACGUGCUGUCUAACGAAAUGGUCAUCAACAUGCUGCAGGCUUCCUACAGCACCUGCUGCAUGGUGUCGGAGGAGAACAAGGAGCUCAUCAUCACUCCUGCAGAUAAGAGGGGAAAGUAUGUGGUCUGUUUUGAUCCUCUGGACGGCUCCAGUAACAUUGACUGCUUGGCUUCUAUCGGCACCAUAUUUGCCAUUUACAAACGGGUAUCAGAGGGGGAGCCCACAGAGAAAGAUGCCCUUCAGCAGGGGAACAACAUUGUGUGUGCAGGAUACACGCUGUAUGGCAGCGCCACCCUGGUGGCCCUCAGCACCGGCGCCGGCCUUAACUUCUUCAUGUUGGACCCUGCCAUCGGCGAGUUCAUCCUGACUGACAGGAACGUGCGGAUCAAGCAGAAAGGGAAGAUCUACAGUCUUAAUGAGGGCUACGCCAAGUACUUCCACCCCUCCAUCAAUGAGUACCUCAAGCACAAGAAGUACCCAGAGGACGGCGGUGCUCCCUACGGCGCUCGUUAUGUGGGCUCCAUGGUCUCAGACAUUCACCGCACCAUCGCCUACGGGGGGAUCUUCAUGUACCCCGCCAACGAGAAGAGCCCCAAAGGAAAGCUGCGGUUGUUGUACGAGUGCAACCCCAUCGCUUUCCUCAUUGAGCAAGCAGGAGGCCUCGCCACCACCGGCACCCAGAGGGUACUGGACGUCCAGCCGGAAGCGCUCCACCAGCGGGUUCCCUUCAUGGCCGGCUCCCCUGACGACGUCAACGAGUACCUGACCUUUGUCAAGAAGUACCAGUGAUUUACUUCAGGGACUCUCCAAAUAUUUCUAUUAAAAAA
Molecule: messenger RNA, 1184 nt
Organism: Etheostoma cragini (Arkansas darter)
Lineage: Eukaryota; Metazoa; Chordata; Actinopteri; Perciformes; Percidae
Gene: fbp2
Product: fructose-1,6-bisphosphatase 2
Exons: 7
Coding region: 133-1146 (337 amino acids)
Biological process (GO): gluconeogenesis; fructose 6-phosphate metabolic process; sucrose biosynthetic process
Cellular component (GO): cytosol; cytoplasm
Molecular function (GO): fructose 1,6-bisphosphate 1-phosphatase activity
Source: RefSeq, a predicted model, not a curated record